Brassica oleracea var. oleracea is the source of this 1066-nucleotide messenger RNA. Its product is annotated as putative RING-H2 finger protein ATL21B. The record is from RefSeq and is a predicted model, not a curated record. The transcript is spliced from 2 exons. The coding region runs from base 200 to 1066 and encodes 288 amino acids. Lineage: Eukaryota; Viridiplantae; Streptophyta; Magnoliopsida; Brassicales; Brassicaceae.
ACUGCUCACUUUAUUUUUCCUCCUCUUCUUCCUCUUACCUCUCCGUCACGCCUCAAAACCUAAAAAAUGUCCUUCUUCCCGCUGGGGAUGGCUUAGUUGCGGGCCGCCCUCGGAAGUACCCAUUCGUUUUCCUUUCUGUGACCACAAGGGAUUCAAUCUCCGUUGCAACAAUAUUAAUAAAACAGUCCUACACCUUCCCAUGUCCGGAGCCUUUCUUGUCGAGAGCAUCGACUACCUAAACCAACGUAUAUCUAUCAGCGACCCUGACAACUGUUUGGCUAAGCGGCUUUUGACAUUCAACCUUUCAGGAUCUCCCUUCUCUUCUCCUUUCUAUACCGAACACACGUUCUUUACCUGUCCUGGUGACGUCGUCUUACCCUCCUCGUAUCGGUCCAUCCCUUGCCUAAGCAAUUCUACUUCCUCUUUCUACGCCACAACUAGUUAUGAGCAGGCAAGCAGCUCUGCGUUUCGUUCUUGCCAGAUUGUGAAGAGAUUAGAUGUUCCGGCUAGUUACAUCAACAGCGAGAGACUCUUGCUGGAGUGGCACUCGCCCAAUUGCACGAGCUAUGAGAUGGAUUACUUGAGAUGUGGAUUCAAGAACAAGGCCUCCCUCGAAGUCAAAUGCUUCGGUAAUGAACCUGCUUCUAAAAGAAACAGAGGAAAAGAAUCAAUAAUAGUAUGCGUGUCCAUAUUCGGAGGAGUCAUCUUAUUCUUUCUCUGUUUAACAUGUAUCGCUUGCCUCGUAGACAAGUGUAGCAAUGUCGAUGGUUCCGAUUCCCCGAGACAAGAGAUUGUGGAAUCAAGAGAGAUGAUCGGAAGGGCCACGAAUAGGGGCCUUGACCAGUGUACAAUAGAAACAUACAAGAAAAUGGAGUUGGGAGAAAGUAUAAAGCUUCCGGGGACAAAUGGAACUGCGUGUCUUAUUUGUUUAUCAGAGUAUGCGAGCAAAGAGACCGUACGGUUCAUACCAGAAUGUGACCACUGCUUCCACGUGGAAUGUAUUGAUGUGUGGCUCAAGAUUCAUGGUUCAUGCCCUAUUUGUCGGGACUCGCGCGCAUUAAGAUAG